Chaetomium fimeti is the source of this 1368-nucleotide messenger RNA. RefSeq lists its product as uncharacterized. NCBI's taxonomy places the organism in Eukaryota, Fungi, Ascomycota, Sordariomycetes, Sordariales, Chaetomiaceae. Bases 1 to 1140 code for a protein of 379 amino acids. The transcript has 3 exons. The record is from RefSeq and is a predicted model, not a curated record.
AUGGUGCAAUCACUACAGGCGCUCAACAACAGGUUUUGGCAGGGCUUAGAUCCCAAGAAGCCUGAGCGACUUUCCAAAGUUCUCGCUGCCCUCUAUUGCUUCCACAUCGCACCGCCGACCGACGUCUUCCACUGCGAAUUUACUGUUCAUCCCGCCGACCAUGAUCGCAUUUUCGGCGCCUUUCCCGAGUUGCAGCUGCUGGAGAAACUCGUCGGCAGAGACAUACCUUUCCACUUCGACGCAAACACAGGCAGCCUCAUCACCAUGGACAACACCGCCUACCACAAGCAUCUCAUCUUCGACUUAGCGGUCGAGAUGCGCAUUGGUCUGAGAUCCCUCCACACCCACCCAGGCUCCGUCGGCGCACUCGCCCAGAAGGUACAGUCGUGGGAUACCCGCCCUGCUGACAGCGGCACGAUCCGUGAUCAAAAUGGCAAGCCGACAGCCAAGACUACCGGCGCCGCCUGGGCGUUUGGUGUCCCGCCAGACCGGAAUGCGACCUUCCUCGUAGACUUCGCCGGCCCCCAUAGCAACGCUCCAAGCAGACACGCCCAAUACAUCACCGCGCAUGGCGCCCGAACCGUUAUCUCGCUCCAGCUCAGCUUCACGACAACGGCUUGGCUCGGCGACGAGGCGAACUACAAACACAUGGCCGACAACACGACCGUCUGGGUUUGGACAAAAGUCGAUGGAAAGGCCGAGCCCGUCGUCGAGCGGGAGCCGCUGUCGACCCCCGGCGGGCAGAUCAAGCUUUGGUUGUCGGACUUCGUCCACAUGGCCGAAGGCAAUGACCUCCCGAGCGAGUUUGUUCGACCUCCCUACGACGUAGCGGAACGCGCCGCAAACAUCACGAUCCCGUACUCGGUCAUGCUUGAGUCGCUCAAGAAGUCCUCGCACAUUAGAUGGAUGCCCACUGGCGAUAAGCCGCUGCCCUCCAACGACAAGGUCAACAACAAGCGGCCGACCAACAACGGCGUCCCGGGCGGCAAGCGAUUCUUCUCAGUCGCCGCUCACGGCGUUCCCGGUCCCCGCAAGACGGCGGCCGGUAUGGCGCUUGACCCGGCAGUCGCGGCGCGCCGUGCUUCGGCCGCCUCGGUCGGCCGCUUCUCGACACGCUUCCUGCGGGCCUUCCACAAGUGAUGUCCCUCCGGCAGCAUCGCGUCUUUUGCGUUGAUGACCCCAGUCGGCCGCCGCUUCUUCGGCAGACUUCUUUCGGGCCUUUGGCAAGUGACGCCUCGUCGGAGCCUGUGUUGCAUCGGCGGCCGGUACCGAGAAAGGAGGUGUUGGUUGACGGAGCCAGGGAUGCGUGGUAGCUUGCUGUAUUCUUAGAGAGAUAUUAGAUAGAGAAGCGGGCAGCUUCCUUCACAC